Messenger RNA from Silurus meridionalis, 855 nucleotides. It is a transcript of the gene szl, whose product is annotated as sizzled. The record is from RefSeq and is a predicted model, not a curated record. The transcript has 4 exons. NCBI's taxonomy places the organism in Eukaryota, Metazoa, Chordata, Actinopteri, Siluriformes, Siluridae. Gene Ontology annotation, molecular function: Wnt-protein binding. Bases 1 to 855 code for a protein of 284 amino acids. Gene Ontology annotation, biological process: canonical Wnt signaling pathway; non-canonical Wnt signaling pathway; negative regulation of canonical Wnt signaling pathway.
AUGGCUCUCUUUGCUACCCUGCUUUCCAUUACUUUUGUGGCCCAGAUCGGGGCCUUUGACUUGGGCCAGUCCACCCGUUGCGUGUCCAUACCUCGCCAGCUGAGUGUGUGUCACGAUGUGGGCUACUCGGAGAUGCGACUGCCUAACCUCCUUGGUGACAGCAGCUUGGAGGAUGAGGUGCUACCACGGUCUGAUGGCUGGCGUUCCCUGCUGCAGACUGGGUGCCACCCUCAAGCCCAGACCUUCAUCUGCUCUCUUAUCGCUCCUGUCUGUUUAGACACUUUUAUCCAGCCAUGCCGAAGUCUAUGUCUUGCUGUGAGGGACAGCUGUGCCCCAGUCUUGGCCUGCCAUGGCCAUGCAUGGCCUGAGGAACUGGACUGUGACCGUUUUCCUGAUCAGGAUGACAUGUGUCUCACCCCACUACCCAAGCAUGUCGGCAGGUUCUCUAAAGAUCUCCCCCAGCCUGUGUGUCAGUCCUGUCCUUCAGUAGAUGAACUCCCUUCUUUGAAGACAGUGAUGGAUGCCCUUUGCUUCACUGACUUUGCCUUUAAAGCCAAGUUGUUCCGCCGCCGAGUGGCCUCCUCAGAGCCAGAACUUGAGGUGGAGGGAAAGGUGGAGUUCAUUCAGCGAGGUCCUCUGCUGCCAUAUGACACCACCAAUCUGCUGCAACAAUGGCUGCUGCUGAACCUGCGCUGUGCACAUACUCUGGUGAAGCCCGGACGUGCACAGCUCUACCUGAUCACAGGCACGACGCGCUCGGACGGCACUGUGGAACUUGCACACCUCUUUCCUUGGCUAAAGAAGGACCUGCACAUAGCUGCUGCUACCCGCAAGUGGAAGCACCACAAGUGCUGA